Messenger RNA from Volvox carteri f. nagariensis, 1449 nucleotides. RefSeq names its product epsilon tubulin (gene tubE). Bases 1 to 1449 code for a protein of 482 amino acids. Gene Ontology annotation, biological process: microtubule cytoskeleton organization; mitotic cell cycle. NCBI's taxonomy places the organism in Eukaryota, Viridiplantae, Chlorophyta, Chlorophyceae, Chlamydomonadales, Volvocaceae. Gene Ontology annotation, cellular component: cytoplasm; microtubule. Gene Ontology annotation, molecular function: structural constituent of cytoskeleton; GTP binding. The record is from RefSeq and is a predicted model, not a curated record. The transcript is spliced from 11 exons.
AUGCCCCGCGAGCUCGUCACCAUCCAAGUGGGCCAAUGCGGCAAUCAAGUCGGCUGCCGAUUCUGGGAACUCGCCUUAAGAGAACACGCGGCCUACAACACAAAGGGAGUUUACGACGAGGCUUUAAGCAGCUUCUUUCGUAAUGUGGACACGCGCGUUGAGCCCCCCAGGAAUCUGCCGGUUGGAGACGGUCGGGGACCUAUUCGCACGCUCAAGGCUCGUUCCGUGAUUGUGGACAUGGAGUGCGGCGUUAUCAAUGAAAUGCUCAAGGGCCCGUUGGGUGAGGUGUUAGACACCAGGCAGUUGGUGUCCGAUGUGAGCGGUGCGGGCAACAACUGGGCGCACGGACAUCACAUGUACGGCCCGCAGUACCACGACGCGAUCCUGGACAAAAUCCGGCUGACGACGGAGGACUGCGACUCGCUGCAGAGCUUCAUGUUGCUGCACUCAUUGGGGGGAGGUACAGGCAGUGGAGUGGGUACGUACAUCGUACAGAUGCUGGCGGACGAGUUUCCCAAUGUGUUUCGUUUCACGGGCAGCGUGUUUCCCUCGGAGGAGGAUGACGUGGUCACAUCGCCGUACAACGCCCUGCUGGCUCUAGGGCAGUUGGUGGAGCACGCGGACUGUGUAUUGCCAAUAGAGAACCAGAGUUUGAUUGAGAUUGUGAACCGUACGGAGGCGGCAAGGGAGAAGGCGGCAGGGGGCAGUGGUGCAGGAGGCGGCAGCGGUGGCGGCGGCAACCGGAAGCCCUUCGACUCGAUGAACAGCGUGGCCGCGAGUCUGUUGCUGCACAUGACGGCGAGUGUACGAUUCGAAGGGCCUCUGAAUGUGGAUCUGAACGACAUCACGAUGAACCUGGUGCCGUACCCGCGGAUGCACUUUUUGCUGUCGGCCAUGUCCCCCCUGGAGCCCCCCCCUCGGGAGAAAGACGUGGGCCGCCAGGUGUUGGCGUUACAACCCAGGACGUUGGAUCAGGUAUUCGGGGAGGUGUUCAGUCGGGAGCACCAGCUCAUCCGCGCCGACCCCCGCAACGCCACCUACCUGGCAUGUGGCCUCAUCGCCCGGGGGCCCGCGGCCACCAUAUCCGACAUCAACCGCAACGUGGCUCGACUGCGGCCACAACUGAGGAUGGUCCAUUGGAACAGCGAGGGGUUCAAGCUGGGUAUCUGCAGCACACCCCCUGUGGGCAGUCCCUUCGGGUUGCUGUGUCUAGCCAACAACACCGCCAUCGCCUCCACCUUCACAACCAUGCGGGAACGAUUCGAUAAACUGUACCGCCGCAGGUUUUACACGCACCACUACGAGCAGUUUAUGGAGCUGAGCGGCUUCGAGUCGGCCCUUGAAGUGGUGGGCGACCUCACCGGCCAGUACCUGCAGCUGGAGGGGGCCACGCGGCCGCCCGCCAUCACCCGACUAAGACCCAGAGGACUGUCCUUCCUGCCGCUGUAG